Lolium rigidum is the source of this 795-nucleotide messenger RNA. RefSeq names its product dirigent protein 1-like. NCBI's taxonomy places the organism in Eukaryota, Viridiplantae, Streptophyta, Magnoliopsida, Poales, Poaceae. The record is from RefSeq and is a predicted model, not a curated record. Bases 147 to 710 code for a protein of 187 amino acids. The transcript has a single exon.
CUUGAGCCAGGCUCGCACAUACAUACAUGACCCGUCUAUAAGAGAGAUCGUGUAAUUUCGUCGUCAAGAUAAGUGAAGAUCGAGCGAGCGCAAACUGUAAGCAGUCUCGACUCUCCACUAUAGCUAGCUCAUAUACCGUAGACGCCAUGUCUAGCAAGCACACCAUGCAGCUCCUACAAAUCUUAGUCUCCUCGGCCCUUCUCCUCGUGGGAGCAGCGGCGGCCAGGAAGACGACGACGACGCACAUCAAGUUCUACCUGCACGACAUCGUGACGGCGGUGCCGUCGAGCCCAGCGACGGCGGUGCGCGUCGCCAGGGGAGUGACCCCGCUACCCGUCGAUCCUGCCUUCCGCUUCGGGGACAUGUUCGUCAUCGACGAUCUUCUGACGGAGGGGCCCAACACCGCGUCCCCCGCCAUCGGGACGGCUCAAGGAUUCUAUAUCUUUGCGUCGCGGACCGACUUCACGCUCAUGCUCAGCCUCAACAUGGUCUUCACGGCGGGGCCGCACAACGGCAGCACCAUCGCCGUGCUCGCGAGGGACGCCAUCCUCGACCCCGUCAGGGAGCUGCCGGUCGUUGGCGGCACCGGCGCGUUCCGUGGUGCGACCGGCUACGGCCUGCUCCGGACAUACUCCGGAAACCUCACCACCUUCAACGCGGUGGUCCAGGUCGACAUGUACGUGCGCGCGCGUGCAAGCGCAACUCAUUAGGCUGGUCAUAGUGGGGAGUAACUUAGACUAGUAACAUAUGCCAUGUUACUAGUUUAGGUUACUACCUUCAUAAUGGAUAGUAACU